Molecule: messenger RNA, 951 nt
Organism: Solanum verrucosum
Lineage: Eukaryota; Viridiplantae; Streptophyta; Magnoliopsida; Solanales; Solanaceae
Product: lipase-like
Exons: 10
Biological process (GO): lipid metabolic process
Source: RefSeq, a predicted model, not a curated record
CAUUGCUCGCCGUCGCCUGUACUCACAAGGAACAAUAACAAAUCCAAUAGGAUAACGGAGCUCCUAGUUGAGCAUCUUCAAGUUUCCAGGUUAUGGACGGAAAAAAAAUGGUUAAAGGUGGUUAUUUUUCUAUGUUUAAUUGCGGUUUCAACUGGUAGAGAAUUCAAAGUGAAGGCCAAGAACAAGCAUCAUGCAGCUAUCUACAACCACACCCUUGCCACCAUAUUAGUGGAAUAUGCUUCAGCAGUCUAUGUGUCCGAUUUGACAGACUUAUUUGCCUGGACAUGCUCAAGAUGUAAUGGUUUAACCAAGGGAUUUCAAAUUCUAGAGCUCAUUGUUGAUGUGCAACGAUGCCUUCAGGCAUUUGUAGGUGUGGCACGGGAUCUUAAUGCCAUUGUUAUUGCAUUCAGAGGCACUCAGGAAAGCAGCCUACAGAAUUGGAUUGAAGAUCUAUACUGGAAGCAGCUUGAUAUAUCUUAUCCAGGAAUGGAAGAUACAAUGGUGCAUCAUGGAUUUUAUUCUGCUUAUCAUAACACGUCAUUGCGUCCAGGAGUGCUAACUACUGUUAAAAGUGCGAAAGAGUUCUAUGGAAAUAUUCCAAUUAUAGUGACUGGACACUCAAUGGGAGGGGCUAUGGCUGCUUUCUGUGGCCUGGAUCUCACCGUGCAUCUUGGAUGCCAGAAUGUUUCGGUUAUGACAUUUGGACAACCACGAAUUGGUAAUGCUGCAUUUGUGUCCUACUACAGAGAACGGGUCCCCAAUACAAUUCGUGUUACAAAUCGUCAUGAUAUUGUGCCUCAUUUACCCCCUUACUAUCAAUACUUCCCUCACAAAACUUAUCGCCAUUUCCCUAGAGAGGUCUGGCUUUAUGAUCUUGGCUUUGGAAGUUUAGUUUAUACAGUUGAAAAGGUCUGCGAUAAUUCUGGGGAGGAUCCUUCUUGCAGCAGGUAA